AGUUUUUCCCAAUACAAUACGUACUCUCUGACGAAUAUUUUACUGUGUUCGCUUGUUUAUUGCCGUGUUCACUCCACCUCUCAUUCUAUAGUUUAGAUAACUGGAAUCAUUGUGUAAGGGUUCAAUACCAUCAAUUCAGUUUCGGAUUUACGACUAAUUAUUGUGUAUCGCCUUCUCCGCUUCGGUUUUUGUAAUACAAAUAAUUUUUGUGUUUCCUCGUCUACUAAGAUUCUAAAAAUGUCUGGCAUUGCACUUACUCGUUUGUUUGAAGAACGUAAGGGAUGGAGAAAAGAUCAUCCAUUUGGAUUCGUUGCUAAGCCAGCUAAAAACGCAGACGGUACAUUAAAUCUAAUGGUUUGGGAGUGUUAUAUCCCAGGAAGAAAAAGUACUCCUUGGGAAGGUGGCAUGUAUUUUUUACGUAUGAUCUUCAAGGACGAUUAUCCUUCCAGUCCACCUAAAUGCAAGUUUGAGCCUCCAUUAUUCCACCCAAAUGUAUAUCCUUCUGGUACUGUUUGCUUAUCACUGUUGGACGAGGAUAAAGAUUGGCGCCCAGCCAUUACUAUUAAACAAAUUUUACUGGGCAUUCAAGAUUUAUUAAAUGAACCAAAUAUCAAAGAUCCAGCCCAAGCCGAGGCAUAUACUAUUUAUUGCCAAAACCGCGUUGAAUAUGAUAAACGAGUAAGAGCACAAGCCAAAGCAAUGUCCAGAGCUGAAUAAGUAUAGUUGGUUAUAAGAAGAUGAUGAGUUAAUUUAUUUAUCUUUUUAUAAUAGUAACAAUUCUUAAUUGUUUAUACAUUUGUUCAAUAAGAAAUUUCCAUUUGUAUCAUAUCCAACAUUAAACAUUUAACUGGCUUUUCUUUUUUGUAUUAAAAACAGCUUUUUUUUUAAGAUUA
Messenger RNA from Sipha flava (yellow sugarcane aphid), 893 nucleotides. RefSeq names its product SUMO-conjugating enzyme UBC9-B (gene lwr). The transcript has 6 exons. Gene Ontology annotation, molecular function: SUMO conjugating enzyme activity. Gene Ontology annotation, cellular component: nucleus. The record is from RefSeq and is a predicted model, not a curated record. The coding region runs from base 238 to 717 and encodes 159 amino acids. Gene Ontology annotation, biological process: protein sumoylation. Lineage: Eukaryota; Metazoa; Arthropoda; Insecta; Hemiptera; Aphididae.